Molecule: messenger RNA, 1808 nt
Organism: Siniperca chuatsi (mandarin fish)
Lineage: Eukaryota; Metazoa; Chordata; Actinopteri; Centrarchiformes; Sinipercidae
Gene: tyw3
Product: tRNA-yW synthesizing protein 3 homolog (S. cerevisiae)
Exons: 6
Coding region: 632-1474 (280 amino acids)
Biological process (GO): tRNA methylation
Cellular component (GO): cytoplasm
Molecular function (GO): tRNA methyltransferase activity
Source: RefSeq, a predicted model, not a curated record
AUAAGAAGAAACAAACAACACCGUGGGAUAUAUGGAUGUAUCCACGGAUAGAUAGCCUGAAGGAUACAGGGUUAUAUUAUAGGAUUUAGUUGUUUUUUUGUUGAUGUAAAGUAGUCUUAUCUAACCAUUCGCAUGCUACAUACUCCGAUACAGUAGGUGGCGGUAUGUACCUUAUAAGUGGUUGCAACCCGCCAUAAAAUAAAAGAAGAAGAAGAAGACGACGACGACGACGAAGAAGAAGAAGAAGAAGAAGAAGUAGAAGAAGAAGAAGUAGAAGUAGAAGUAGAAGAAGAAGAAGUAGAGAUAGAUAGAUAGAUAGAUAGAUAGAUAGAUAGAUAGAUAGAUAGAUAGAUAGAUAGAUAGAUAGAUAGAUAGAUAGAUAGAUAGAUAGAUAGAUAGAUAGAUAGAUAGCAAGCAAGCAAGCAGCAGCAGCAUAGACAUCUAUAUUUGUCUAUGGGUAGCAGGACUAGCAGCUAAUAUUUACAGUGGAGCAUGGGUUACAGAUGCGUUUCAAAGUUUUCCCGCUUAUGUCUCUGAGAUCAUAAGCUUUUGAACACCUUGUUGCUCCGUGAGCUCAGACUACGGAAAAACACACAGCGACGCUGUAACGUUACGCCUGUAGCCACAUAAAAUGACUGACGUUAGCUUAGCUAUGGAGAAAAUGUUCAGUCAGUGGAAGAAGCAGUGUCUGAACAAGCUGGACCUGAGCAAGAAGGGCAGUGUGGAUGAAGAUAUCGAACAUGUAGUGUCUCUGCUCAACAGCUGUGAGGAGUACUUCACCACCAGCUCCUGCUCUGGUCGAAUUGUCCUCAUCGAUGGGGCUCCAGAGAGCAGUGAUGUCCAGAAACACAAUUGUGUUUGGCUGUUUGUCUCACACCAGAAAUGCAAAUCUGAUGAUCUGAUGUCUGGUCUGGCCAGGUCCAGUGGAGAUGCAGUGUUGAAGUUUGAGCCCUUUGUGCUCCAUGUUCAGUGUAGGCGCCUGGAUAAUGCACAGCUGAUGCACUCAGUGGCCAUCAACUCAGGCUUUAGGAACUCCGGUCUCACUGUCAGCAAGACGGGGAAAAUCAUCAUGGCAGUCCGUAGUACCCACGGCCUGGAGGUUCCUCUCAGCCAUGAAGGAAAGCUCCUGGUUGAACAUGAGUACAUAAAUUUCCUAACUCAGAUAGCCAAUCAGAAGAUGGAGGAGAACCAUAGACGGAUCCACAGGUUCUACCAGAAUCUCCAGUCAGCCCUGCCUACAGAGAAACUCCAAAAACUACAAAUCCCAGAUCCCUCCAUCUCACAGGAACUACAAGCUCCGCCUCACAGACUGGAGACAGAAAAGGGGGAAGGAGGAGAAAAGGAGGAGAAGAACAAAACAAGUGUGUAUACCCGUAGGAGGAAGAGAGAACGACACCGUCAGACUGACUGUUGCCCUGGUGACGGACCUAGCAGUGUGCCAGAGCUGGAUAACUGUCUGGAUCUGUUCACAUGAAGUAGUGCUUCUGCAAACAUGCUAACAGGCUCCUUUCGUCACUGACUGGAUAAUGUCCAAUAGUGUCGCUCUUUGGUGAAUGUUUUAGUGCUGAUUAUUAAUUUUAUUUGAGAGAGCUGGGGCUUGUAUCACAAAGAAGAUCACCAUCGUAACCUACACUGCACCGCUAAGUCAGUAGAUCAGUUUAAAAUGAGUAAACAGCCUGCCUACUGAUGAAUCAGCUCACUAGAAUAAUGGAUCCAUUAUUUCCACAGGGUCUCAACGUGGGCAGAAGUACUGAUUUUACAAUAAAAAGACUAGUAAUAAAGAGCAAUAAAGACAUUUCUGUACAUAA